Messenger RNA from Eucalyptus grandis, 1654 nucleotides. RefSeq names its product O-glucosyltransferase rumi homolog. NCBI's taxonomy places the organism in Eukaryota, Viridiplantae, Streptophyta, Magnoliopsida, Myrtales, Myrtaceae. The record is from RefSeq and is a predicted model, not a curated record.
AUGGAAGACGGACAGUCUGCUGAAUGUCGCGAUGGCACCAAGACUCGUCCACCACCGGUGAAGAGGGCAUGGGCUUCGGCCACCGUCUUGAUGCUGUCGAUUGUGUUCAUUCUGUCUGGUUUCUUCGUCUCCUGGAUAGACAUUUCUACAUUGACAGGCCCUUUCAUUUUCAAGACUAGGACCGCAGAGAGCCCCAGGAAUUCCACUCGAAAUGUCGCAUACCCGCUCGUCUGCACGAAUGACACUGAGCUGCUGACAUGUCCGACCAAUUAUCCAGCAACGCAUCGAAUUGAGAAUAUAUACACCGAGGUAUGUCCGGAGUACUUCCGGUGGAUCCACGAGGAUCUCCGGCCCUGGAAGGCUGCAGGGAUCACGCGGGAAAUGUUGGAAAACAGCAAAGAGCACGCGCAGUUUCGGCUCGUGAUACUUAAAGGAAAGGCUUACGUGGAGAAGUACAAGCCUGCCUUCCAGAAGGACGUGUUCACCAUCUGGGGCAUUUUGCAGCUCCUGAGGUUGUACCCUGGGAAGGUGCCGGACUUGGAGCUCAUGUUCAACUGCGGCGACAAGCCGCUGAUCCUGAAGCAAGAGUACCAGGGCUCGAAAGAAGAGGAUCCACCGUUGUUCCACUAUUGCGGGCACAACACGACCUUUGACGUCCCUUUCCCGGAUUGGUCCUUCUGGGGUUGGCCUGAAGUGAACAUAAAGCCAUGGGAAGACAUUUUAUCGGCCAUAAAAGGCAAGGCGGAGCCGAUCAAAUGGAAGGACAGAGAGCCCUACGCUUUCUGGAAAGGCAACUAUGGACUGGCCGAGACCAGGCGCGAUCUCUUCAGGUGCAAUGACCGUUCAAGAACCGAUUGGAAAGCUCGUGUGUACGCCCAAGACUGGCGUCGGGAAGUAGCAGACGGCUUCAAGCACUCAAAAUUAGAAGACCAGUGCACUCAUAGGUACAAGAUCUACAUAGAAGGAAUCGGCUGGUCAGUGAGCGAGAAGUACAUUUUGGCAUGCGAUUCCACGACCUUGCUAAUCAAGCCGGAGUUCUACGAUUAUUUUAUAAGAGGGAUGAUGCCGAUGGAGCAUUACUGGCCAAUUAGACCGAAUAAUAAGUGCAGAGAUAUCAAAUUUGCUGUCGAAUGGGGAAACAAUCACACUGAAGAGGCACAGAGGAUCGGCGAUAGAGGGACCAAGUUCGUCGAGGAGAGCCUGAAACUGAAGUUCGUGUACGACUACAUGUUUCACCUGCUCAGCGAGUAUGCGAAGCUUCUGAAGUUCGAGGUAAAGGUGCCUCCGGGAGUACCUGAGCUGUGUUCGGAACUGAUGGCGUGCCCGGCUGAUGGGCUUGUGAGGACGUUCAUGGUUGAGUCGAUGGUGAAGUCGCCUAGCGACGCGCUUCCGUGCUCAUUGCCACCUCCUUAUGACGCUGUUGAGUUCAAAGCUCUCAUGGAGAGAAAAGAGAGUGUAACUAGGCAGGUGGAGAUGUUGGAGGCUGAGUUUUGGAAGAAUCUUGAGAAGCAAUUCUAAAUUUACCACUUUACAUUUAUUUCCCAUUUCACUUUAGACCUCGAGAAUCUUGAGAAGACAACUCUAAUUUUACAUUUUUUUUUUUUUUAUGUACCUUGAAGAAUCAAGCAAUUGCGCCCUCACCUGGUCACCUAUA